This is a messenger RNA of Colletotrichum destructivum, 1510 nucleotides long. RefSeq names its product Putative mitochondrial carrier domain superfamily. The record is from RefSeq and is a predicted model, not a curated record. Lineage: Eukaryota; Fungi; Ascomycota; Sordariomycetes; Glomerellales; Glomerellaceae. Gene Ontology annotation, molecular function: S-adenosyl-L-methionine transmembrane transporter activity. Gene Ontology annotation, cellular component: mitochondrial inner membrane. The transcript is spliced from 3 exons. Bases 109 to 1086 code for a protein of 325 amino acids.
UGACCUUGUUGAACCCGCGACCUUCUGAGUUUCCUACAAAGUGCACUGCCAGGUUGGUUGUUGUCAAUAUUGAACAACUGCCGUACAUAUAUCUCAGAACUCUGCAUCAUGUAUGAAAUCUACGCUGCCGGUGCGGCGGCUGCAUUCACAGUAGACUGUCUGGUUUACCCCCUCGAUACCCUCAAGACCCGGUAUCAAAGCCAAGAUUUCGUUCAGACCUAUGCGUCGUCGCCAGGUAACAAAGCGCCGCUCUUCCGCGGCCUUUACCAAGGCAUCGGCAGUGUGGUCUUGGCUACGUUACCAGCAGCUGGCAUCUUCUUCGCCACGUACGAGACCAUGAAGACGACGAUAUCCAAUACCGUCUCGGUCCCGCUGCCCUUGGUGCACGCGUCUGCCUCGGCCAUCGCUGAGAUGGGCUCAUGUCUGGUGCUCGCGCCCGCAGAAGUAAUCAAGCAGAACGCGCAGAUGCUCCGUCGGCAGGAGGGCGGCGGUGGCGGGGCAGGCAGCAGACGAUCAACAUCUCUCGAGGCCUUGCGCCAGGUCACGGGCUCCGGGGCUCAGAGACGGCUCUUCUCGGGAUACACGGCGCUCGUGGCGCGCAACCUACCCUUUACGGCACUACAGUUCCCCAUUUUCGAGCAAGUUCGGAAGACAAUAUGGGCCUCUGGGGAGCGGGGGAGGACGGCGGGCGAGGAGCAUGGGCUCGUCGAGACGGGCGUGGUGACGGGGACCAGCGCCGGGGCGGCGGGGGCGUUUGCGGCCUUCAUCACGACACCGGGCGACGUCGUCAAGACGAGAAUGAUGCUGAGCGCAGGCGAGACAGGCUCGGGAAGCGGAAGCAGAGAGGGCGACGCCUCGCCACGGGGUUCUGGCGAUGCGUCGAAGCCAUUGAGGAAGAGCCGCGGAAGCCUGGAGGUGACGAAGGAUGUGUACCAGAAGCACGGCGUGCGCGGGCUCUUCCGUGGCGGAGGGUUGCGCGCCGUGUGGACAGCCGUUGGAAGCGGUCUCUAUCUGGGGACGUACGAGAUGUCAAAAGUCUGGCUCACGCGAGGAAAGGACGAAUCGGACGUUGUCGGAGGGCUGUGACGGGCGGAAGGGAUGCAUGAUGAACGCAGGGUGCAUCGAAGGAGCAAGAGGUGAAGGCUGCAUGACUGUAUGUACUGUUGUGCAAAGAACAGAUGGUCGCGAAUAACGGGGCGUGAAAGCAGACGGAGGGGCCUUGAGGAGGGAGUGCCUCCGAAACACAGUCUGGCUUCAAGCUGCGGCAGAGGAGAGAGAAUGGUGGAUGGCUAGGUGGAUUUACCGCACCUAACUGCUGCACCACCGGUGCGUCGAGGCCGAGACCGCCCCCUGUGGAGACUGAUCUGUGGCGUGGCCAGGGCCUGGGAGAUCCCGGGGUAGGCCGGGUUUCUGAGUGGGUGACUGCCCCGCGGCUCCGAGUGAAAGGCACUUGUAGCCGGACGAAGGACAUCCAUAGACGGAUAUAGAACAAGAAAGGGGGGAAAUAGAA